Molecule: messenger RNA, 1277 nt
Organism: Zea mays
Lineage: Eukaryota; Viridiplantae; Streptophyta; Magnoliopsida; Poales; Poaceae
Source: RefSeq, marked validated
AAUAUAUUUUCGUGUUCGGCGAAGCACAUAUUCUUACUCUGAUCUCCCUCCAUCCACUGAUUCGCUCCGCCCUCCGCCAUGGCAGGCCGCGUCCUCUUCCGCGCCGCUGCCUUCGGCCUCGCCGCCGCCGGUGCGGGUUCCCUGCAUGCCAUGUCGAAUUGGAUGCCUCCCUCGGAGAUCUCUCCCUUCAGCCGGAUAGUGAAGCUGAAGCCCACGCUCUUGGAAUCCGCGAACGUCCUUCUGGCCGCCCUGCUCCGCGCGCACCCGCUCUCCAGUGCGAACCUGCGUGACGUCCGCGCCCGCGCUGAGCUCGACCUCGCGCGUGCUGACAUGGAGAUUGGCCAUGGCGGCGACCCAGCCGCCGCCGUGGACCUCCGCCUCCUCCUGGCGCUCCUCGCCACGCGCGACGGUCGCGCGUACGACGCGUUGCGGCUCUACGCGGAAGCGGCCCGCGACGCGCCUUUCGACCCCCGGCCCUGCGCCCUUGCGGCUAACCUCUCCCUCAUGUGCGGGCGAGAUGACGUAUCUGCGGCGGGGAUUUCCGCUUACACCCGCCUCGUCUCCACCUUGCACCAGGGAUGGGAGUCCGACGAGACCAGGGAGCUCAUCCACGAGCUCGCGGUCGCGGCGACGCUGGGCGGCGUGUACAAGCUCCGCUUCGCUGAUAGUAGGAACUUCGUCAUGCGCGUGGCCAGCAGAGCUGUGGACAAGGGGCUGGUCGCUGCGCAGCAGGACAAGGCGCUAUCUGCGACCGAGAGGCUUCAGUUCCGAUUGCUACGCGUGUUCCUGGACACCAAGGUGCGGCACGUCGUGAAGGAGAACCUGGCCGUGGCCGACAUUGGUGAGGACUGAGGAUGCAUCUUCGGGUUCAUUAUGAGGUUGACAUAGCUACAAAAACUGGCAAUCUUGUUUUUCUGAAGGGCCUCAUAGAUCGAGUUACUUUGGAGACCAUGUUCGACACAUCAGCUUUAUAGUUCUAGAUUGUAAGCAGAGUUAUAAAACUAGUAGUUUCGUUAACCACAUAAGCUAGUUAGUUCUUUCAUAAGGAUGCUAAUUCAGAUGCUGCUCCAAAAGAAUUGCCAGUAACAGGGUGGUAUGCUCGAAGGUGACUGUUCAAGCAGCUUAUUAGUGAUGUGCUCAAAGGUGACUAAUAUUACUAGGCAUAUAGCUCUUAUUCAAUAAGCCCUAUUUUUGCUCAGAUGUUAACUGAAGAUGCAAUUUCAUUUCACACACUUGUGUAUAAGCCUUUAUAACCUGGGUUUUCGUUGGAUGUCAUC